Messenger RNA from Durusdinium trenchii, 1104 nucleotides. The record is from the annotation of a GenBank genome assembly. Lineage: Eukaryota; Dinophyceae; Suessiales; Symbiodiniaceae.
GGCACAUUUACUGUAUAUAAAUAUAUAUAGCUGCUUUAGCUUCAUUCACCUCCGUAGCCCAGUAGCUCCUUUGGGCUCCCAUUGGAGGAUGCCGAAAGUGAACCCCAUCGUGUUCAUCGAUGAGGCCUUGUUGCCCGAAUCCCGCGACCACACCAGCCAUGUGAAGGCAUGGCCGUUGAAAGCCGUGGAUCGGAAGCUUCCAAGGACACCCUCUGGUGCAUUGGAUCGUGGGAAAGAGGCGUGCUUCAUACACACCCGGGGAGCCCUGCACAGGACCAUGUCGGCAGCAGCCCGGCUUGGCCAACGGUUCACCUAUGUGGAGGAGAAGGCGGAGAUGCCUGAACCGUUCCGCGCCCUGCCGCCGAUUCCGCCGCUCGAGCCCGCCGGUGCCGCCGAAAGCGAGGGCGUUUCGCCGGACGACGAGGGCGAAUGCCUGGUGAAGGUCCAGCGAAGGAAGAAGAAGCAUGUCACCAUGCCAGCGAGGUUGGGUCCCAUGGAAGAGAUGAGCAGCGCUCGAAUGGAAGACAUUGGCAAAGCAGCGAGGGGCCGCUUGCCAUCCGAGCCUUUGCUGCCUGACAUUGGGCCAUCCAGACCGCUUCUCACCCUUGCUGGAGAGCCAGAUUUGCCGGUGAUCAUGCGAAGAAAGAAGAAAGUGGCUACAAUGCCAGAGCUUCGAAGAACUGAGUGAAGUGACGUUGGCUCCGGCGGCUAAGCGGCUAGCGGCUGUGCUCGAGAACCGGUCGAAGAGGAGCAGCCACGGAGAUCAGCCACCUCGGCUCAACGAGGAGAUCUCAGACCCAGACCAUCCAAUAUCAAUUAAGGCAAUAUAUGGCAUUUUAUGCCUAAGACUAACCCAUUGUGAGUCGACUCAAAUCAGCGACUGCCCCGGGGAUGGAGCUGGGAGUUUUCUGCAAGCAAGCUUGCACAUUGUUCAGUGAGCUUGUGCAGACAAGUCGGCAAAGCUGGCUUUUGACUGCGAAAGUUCUUGCAAAUGCAUGUUCUUCAGAUCGGAGAAUCGAUCUGAAUGUUUUUUUUUAGUACCGGUGUGGCACUUUCUGUAAGAAAGACUGAGACUUCUCAAGACGGUGCGCAAUAGGGCUAAAA